Microthlaspi erraticum is the source of this 1503-nucleotide messenger RNA. NCBI's taxonomy places the organism in Eukaryota, Viridiplantae, Streptophyta, Magnoliopsida, Brassicales, Brassicaceae. The record is from the annotation of a GenBank genome assembly.
AUGGAGAUGGAUGAAGAUAUGGAAAUCGAGCCGAUGGUGUUCAAUGUCAGAGAAAUCGAUCUGGAGUACGAGUUUGACGCGGCUCGGUGGUUCGAUUUUACUCGGUUGGAGUUACCGGCGGAGUCUCAGGCCGCCGAGUUCUGGUUUCAUUCUGCUCCGUCGUACGCGCCCUCUCCUUUCGUAACAAAGCUGUUACUUAGAGAGGAGGUUUAUGAUGACAAGGCCGAGGCAUCCAUGAAAUCAGAGGAUGAGGAAGUCGCAGCAGAUGUUUGUGAGAAGGAUAGAGAUUUGAAUAAGACAGGAAAUGGAAUGCGUUUUGGGAUCUUUACCUCCCAACAAGGAAGUAACUUGAAGAAAGUUCCAAAUCAACCAAUAUGCAAAGGGCCAACGGUUGGGAAUAUCAAGCACACUGAUAAACCAAGAUUCCGAGCUAAGUCAAGCAUCAGACCAACUCCAAGGAGCUCAACGUUAAUGAGACCUACUGCUAGCCAGUUAGCAAAGCAAAACAAUGCCAGUAAGUUCCAUAUGCACGUGGAUCAAAUUCAUGAGAAAGGCUUAUGUGGGACAUCUGGGUCUGAAGUUCAAGCGGCUAAAAGACAGAAGCUUGAUGGAGGUCUUCUUCGUAAGGUUGCUGAUACAAAGCAGGAGAUGAAUUUUGUCCACAAGACACCGAAGAAGGAUACAACGCUUGAUAGAAACUCACAACAUCCCAGAACAAAGACUACUAUCCCACACGAGCCAGAUUUUGCUACAUCACAGAGGGCUCACAGGAUACGGCACAAGACUGAUGCGAAGUUAGAACAGGACUCAACAGCUGUAUAUAGAUUCAAAGCACGUCCAUUUAACCGAAAGAUAUUUGAUACUCCCUCAAUGCCCAUCCGGCAAAAGAGCACUCCAAAACUGCCUGAAUUCCAAGAAUUCCAUUUGAAGACUUCAGAAAGGGCUAUGCAACAUUCUUCAGCAGUAACAACAAGGUCUAAACAAGGGAAUGAUGCGUAUAAGGGGUCAGCCAAAUCUAAUAUAAAUGAUCUGCUUGACGGUGUUGACAGAAUAACUAGAAGACCAAGCACUAUGGAUAUAUCUAGGAAUGAUGUCUCAGAGGGAAAACACGUUUUCAAAGCUCGUCCUCUGAACAAGAAGGUACUUUCAAGCAAAGGAGACAUGGGCAUUUUCAAAAACAGCAAGCGAGAAACAACAGUUCCUUUGGAGUUUAGUUUUCAAUCAGAAAAGAGAGUUCGACCAGAUUUACCAACAGACCUCUUCAGCAAGCUCUCCAUCAACUCCGAGCUCAAGCCCAACAAUGGAUCUCACACAAGAUUUACUCAACCAAAGGUCUCAAAGGAAAAUAGAGUGAACCCUUUCCAGGCAGGGAAUGAGAUAACAAGAAUGGCAGCGGGAAAAUCGGUCUCUUCGGUUGGACAGCAGAUACAAUUUGGUAACAGCGGAAUAUUUCCUGAAACAAGCCAGCGAAGGACCACUAAUAGGAGCUUUGGCAUUCGGUGA